Messenger RNA from Neofelis nebulosa (Clouded leopard), 10452 nucleotides. RefSeq names its product NHS like 2 (gene NHSL2). The record is from RefSeq and is a predicted model, not a curated record. Bases 3639 to 6806 code for a protein of 1055 amino acids. The transcript has 6 exons. Gene Ontology annotation, biological process: cell differentiation. Lineage: Eukaryota; Metazoa; Chordata; Mammalia; Carnivora; Felidae.
AAGAAAGGGUUAGCUUUGGUCCUGCCUCCUUUCCUUUCUCUCCUUUGCUCGUCCCUCCUCCGGCCUUAGUUUGGAAAGUCUGUUAACUUGGCCAGGAGGUUACGGAGCCCAGGGCUUUCCCCAGCAGCCUUGUCCUCUCACCUUGUCCCUCCUCCAGCUCCCGAGCACACGAUCUGGAGGACUGCUGGGCAAGUUGCUGGAAUGACUAGCUGCAGCUAACUCGGGUCGGGAAAAUGCGACAGCGACUGCCCACUCGAGGUCGUCAUGGCGACAGCCAGUGAACGUGUUCCUCUCCUCGGGCAGGCCCCCGAGUGUAGAGGAGCUGCUUCGAGAGGCGCAGCUCAAUCUCCAGAGCCUGUUGCAAGGUACUGAGAGGGAGGGGGGCUGCGGCCGGAGCCCACAGGCGACAUGCGCCGCGGCUGGAGGGAGGCGAAGAAGAAAGAGGACAGGGACCAGCUAGAGAAAAAGACAGAACAGUUUAAAACCCACUGAAAAACAAAACAUAAAUUUCCCAUCUCUUUACCUUCCAGACUAAUGAUUUCUACAGCUGUUUACUCGCACCCACCCCCUGCCCCUUUAUUUUGCAGUUCAGGAGUACAUGGGGGGGGGCGGGGGGGGGGGGAGACAGAGGCAGAAGCAGGGCAAUGGUCAAGCCAUUUACCAAGAGAGCUGGGUGAGAGACUCCCCUGCGUGACCUUACAAACCUUCUAGACCCUCUCUUGCCACAUCACCUAUGUCUUUGGAAUUCUCGCACCCAAAGACAAUGGAGGCAUCUGCAGGGUCUCCCUCUCAGGACCUCGCUCACUCUGCUCUUGUCUUAACCUUGUCCGUGUGGCUCCUGGGUAGCUAGCUACUGCCUCAUCAAAGGAAGCCCAGUACACAGCACCCAGAUCUCUCCUCGUCCCCAAAUCCCAGCCUGGCAUCUUUGGAGUAUACAGAUGAGUACCCUGUACACCAAGCUGGGUCCACAUGACCCAGAAAAACAGCCGAGUUGUAGUACCAGAGCAGUCAGAUUGCAUGCACCAGGUAGAGUGAGAAAACACAGAUUUUGAAAUCAGACAGACCUAGAAUCACAUUUGAAUCCCAUGCCUAACCAGCUGUGAGACACUAUGCAGAUUACCCAACCUCCCUGAGUUUCAGAUCAAUCCGUCAUCUUUCAAAUCAGAUUCCAAUUACCCACAUGACAAAGUUUUGUGAGAAGUAAAAAUGGUAUGUAACCUGCUUGGCAAGAGUAUCUUGCAGCUGAAGAGACCCUGAUAAGAUGCACCGUCAACUCCCAGUACGUGUCCUGUGGAACGCAGGGCAUGGCUGGGAACGAUACUAAAGUUACCAUAAAAGAAAAGACUGUACAGUCCAUGAUAAGACUUUGCAAUAUGAAAACCAUACUCGUUUAUGAGAGGGAUUUAGCUAAUGUGAGUGGCAAAAGGAUUAAACCUCAGUGCUAUGCGAGAGGCUACUGGGGCAUUACAGUUUCUGGAUGGAGGUUACAAGGGACAUGCGUAUGUCAAAAUUCACUGAGCUGCGCACUUAAGAUUUGCGUUCCUUACUGUAGGUAAGUUCUAUCUCCAUGAAAUAAUACAAAUAAAACCUCAGUUGUAGUCGCAAGCUCCAUGCCUAUGCCAGGCACUCGCUGUACCACUUGGGCUUUUUUCCAAGCCUAGAAGCCCUUCCUCGCUCUCCCAACCCCCAAUCCUCACACUUUAUUCAAAGCUCCCUUCUUGCCUCACCCAAAAACCCCUUUAACGCUCUACACUUUGCAUCCUUCCCUGCAUGAGCACUCGUGUCAGCUGCCUUACGCCAUCCAGCUCAAGAGGUCUUGUAUUGUUCUGAGCUGCUUUUUCUCUCAUUUGUCCCUUCAUUUACUCAUUCAUCUACUAGUCCUGGGUGUAGAGUUUGUCCACAUAACCAGACUGACUGUCUCAACAUAAAGAAUGUUAUCUCUUCAUACCCUUGCCUUUCUAGAAGCACCUGGCACAGAGCUGGAUCUCCAGGAGGGGCUCAGUAGACAUUUGUUGAGUGAAUGUUACGUGUGUAAAGAAGCCUUAUCGGCUCUCAUUUAUCCACACCAACAAAGGUUAACUUGUAAGGGGACUAGAAAACAGCAGCUGGGCCACCCAACUGGACUACAGCCCAAACCCCCACCUCCCUGCCAGGGCAGCAGUGACCUUAGAGAAGCAAGGUUCUGAGGGACACCAUGAGCCUUGUAUUCAGAUAAGAGAGGAGCUAUCAUGCAGAAAAAGAGUCCAUGUGCUUUAUGUUGCCACCAUGGGCAGAAUUAGGAUGGGUGGGUAGAAAUAUAGAGGGAGGUAUAUUCUACCUCAAGAUAAGGAAGAGCUUUCCUGACAUGCCUGACAGCCCCAACUGUUCUUGGAUGGAAUGAGCUGCCUUGGGAGGAAGGCUGCCGUCCCUUCUCUGCAGGAGCAUGUGGAGGCUGAAGAAGCAACUGGAAGGUCUGCUUAGGAGGAACUCUGAGCCCACAGUCGGGUGUUGGACCAGAGAACUUUUGAGGCCCCUCCUGAGUCCAAGUUUCUGGGAGUCUUAAAGUCUGUUCAAAUGUGCAUAGAGCCCCACCUGUUGUUUCUUUGCUCUCACGUUCCUCCUUUACUCAUCGAAUUCAUCACUUAAAUGAAGCCCAUCCAAAUCCUUUGCAUCCUUCUUACUCGCUGACAAUGCCCCUUGACUUCUCCCGCCUUCUAUGUCACUACCUCUGCUUUCCCUCUGCUUCAGCUAAGCCCCUCUUGACCUGACACCACCCACAGUGGGACCAAGGUGCAGGGAACCAGGCCCUUGGAGGCUCAAAUAAGAGUUCUUGACAUCCAAGGGAGCACUCCACAUUGGACUUUCCAAUGCAGAUGUCUUUGUGAUUCAUGCAGGUCCUUUCCCUGGUAGGGCUGCAGAAAACCUGAAGAGGUACAGGGUUUCAGAGAGGGGACCCUGCAGCCUAAAAUGGCAAAAGGUGUCUGCUUCCUGGACCUCUCCUCUAGGUUGAACACCUAAGGUGGGGCCAUCAAGACACAGGCUUGGUCUCAGAACUGGCACAACUCAAUUUCAUUGACUCUCUUUUCUCCUUGGCGCUCACAGUCCUGGGAAGUAGGACUUUUUCCAUUUCUGAAUCCAGAGGCUCAGAAGCUGGAAAAUAUCCUAGAGAAACAAUGCAAGUCAGGCCUGGCAGCUAGAGCAGGAGCCCCAGCUCUCAUGGUCCCUUCCCAGCCCAGUGCUUGGCCAUGGCCCCCUAGAGUGUGUAUCCACUGUGCUAUUUUUCAGAAGAAUAUGAGGAACAGUACUCGGAGGCCAGACUCCUGGGGCAGACCUUCCGCUCUGCUGAUGAGGCCCCUGAGCCCACCCUUAGCCCAAGGCCCCAGGCUGGCAGGCGUCUGGAGUUUGUAUUGAUGGUGAGUUGCCUCUUCCCCCACCUGUGAGAGCCAGCAUACAGAGCUCUCUCUGCACUCAUUGACAGGGGUCCUCAAGCAGUUUACGUUACCCAUCAGAAGCUGCCACUCACCUCUGCCCACCAGCAGAGCUAUCCGGAGGCCCUGCUGAGAUGGGCUGUACACAGCAGGUAUCUGGCCUGGUAGCCUGUCCACACUUUCCUGCCUCCUAGAUGAAGCCUCCAACCACCCUACCUAGACAGCCAUCCCAUGGCAUGGCUCAUCUCGUCGGGAGCACACCCUUCCCAUCACCUUCUUUCCCAACAGCCUACAAAACGGCAGCUGAGCGAGGAUGAGACUACCACCCAGGGUGUGAGGGCCCCUGAGGCCUCCCUGAGCCUGUCUACCACAACCGACAAGCAAGCUGCCUGGAAUAGCCCCUUCCCUCUGCCCAUCCUAGAGGAGAAACGGUGGCCUCAACCUUGCUCCACGCACUCUGACAUUGUGCCCAUCAAUAUCUCUGGGCAGCAGUUUGAUAAACAUGCAAGUUUGCGACACUCGUUGUUUAACACAGAGACAGCCGUGAACCCCAAAUCCACCCUGAGGCGGAGGCGGACCAUUAUUGGAUUCUCUAACUUUUCCCAGCGAGACCAAGGUCACAGCAACAGCCCAGCAGGCAGUGUGGCCUGCUCCACCACCUCAGACAUCAGGCUCAGUCAUUCGGUCCCAGAAGGUGUCCAUGGAAGAGUUGCAGUUGGUCAGGAAGUUCAUUUCCCAAAUCUCCCCUCACCAGUACUGAGGAGUCCUUUGAGUGAUCCAGAAGAAACUCUCCAGGUGCGUGGUGGCACACACCCUCCUAGCAUGGAGAGCAUAGGAAUGGUGUAUAGCAUCCCCAGUUCUUGCAAUGGACCAACUGAAUCGACAUUCUCUGCUUCCUGGAAGGGAGAUACUUUUACCUACAUGACUCCAAGUGCCACCAGUCAGAGUACUCAAGUCAGUGAAAAUGGAAAAAAUCCUUCCUCUGGGAAUGUUUGGGUGUCUCUGCACACACUGCCACCUCUAGUUCCUAAGGAGGCUGCUACCCUCUUUGUUACUUGUGAUAACCCAGCAGGAUGCAGUGGGUCAGUUGGCUACUCUGAGCACCCUGCUCAACGAAGGCAGGCAGUGGAACGACCCUCCAAGAUUGGCCUUCUCACUAGUGUUACCUCAAGGAUGGAGACAGGCCCAGGUGGGGCCAGCAGGUUCCGGGAGCGGUCACUGUCUGUGCCCACAGACUCAGGCACCGCAGAGGUGGACUAUGAUGAGGAACAGAAGGCUGGUGAAGCCUGUGCCCUGCCUCAUGCCAGUACAAGUUCUGAGGGCAGUAACAGUGCUGACAACAUUGCCUCCCUUCGUGCCCAACAGGAGACCCAGCACAGAAGACAGAGAUCCAAGAGUAUCUCGCUCAGGAAGGCCAAAAAGAAGCCUUCCCCACCAAUGCGCAGCGUCUCACUGGUCAAAGAUGAGCCAGUCCUCUUGCCAGAAGGUGGGUCAGCCCUACCCAAGGACCAGAGGCCCAGGAGCCUUUGCCUCUCCUUGGAACACCAAGGACAUCACUCAUCCCAGCAGGAUGCUCAGGGUCACCCAGCUGUGCCAACCUUCAAAGAUCCGGAAGGCACACAAUUCUCCCACCACUGGUAUCUUACUGACUGGAAGUCUGGUGACACCUACCAAUCCUUGUCCAGCUCCAGCACUGCCACGGGCACCACAGUCAUUGAGUGCACCCAAGUUCAGGGCAGCUCAGAGUCUCUUGCCUCCCCUUCCACGUCCAGAGCCACAACACCUUCCCAGCUCUCCAUCGAGGUGGAGGCUAGGGAAGUAUCCUCCCCAGGAAGGCCUGCUGGGCUGAUGUCACCCUCCAGUGGAUACUCCAGCCAGUCAGAGACACCAACACCCACCGUCUCCAUGUCCUUGACCCUGGGCCACUUGCCCCCUCCAAGUGGCAGUGUCCGGGUGCGUCCAGUGGUACCUGAGAGGAAGUCAUCACUACCCCCGACAUCACCAAUGGAGAAAAUGUCCAAGUCACGGCUGUCGUUUGACCUACCACUGACCUCGUCAACCAACCUGGAUCUAUCUGGGAUGAGUAUCUCCAUCCGAAGCAAAACCAAGGUGAGCCGGCAUCACUCAGAUACAAAUUUUGGGGCCAAGCUGGCCCAGAAAACGAGCCCCAACCAGCCAGUUAUGCCCAUGGUUACUCAGUCUGACUUACGUUCCAUUCGCCUGAGGUCAGUCAGCAAGUCUGAGCCAGAAGAUGACAUCGAGAGCCCUGACUAUACUGAGGAAGCAGGAGCAGAAGUCUUCACCUUGCCAGAGAGAAAGAUAAAACCUCCCAUAGCUGAGAAGCCCCCCGUGGCCCGAAGGCCUCCAAGCUUGGUCCACAAGCCACCAUCUGUCCCCGAGGAGUACCCGCUAACUUCGCCUACCUUGGCUAUGACCCCCAAGAGCUCCAUUCAACACACGAGGCCACUCCCUCCAGAUGUCUACACAGUGGUACGGAAACCAAAGUCCUCCAGCCCUGAGGGCAGAAGCCCAGGGGAGUCAACAGCAGCCUCAACUCUUGUUUUCACACCUUUUGCUAGUUCCUCUGGUGCUUUCUUCUCAGGAACACAGCAACCUCCCCAGGGAAGUAUGGAGGAUGGAGGCCCCAAAGUGAGAGCCCUGCCUGAAAGAAUUAGCCUCCAGAGCCAGGAAGAAGCAGAGAAAAAGAAAGGCAAGAUACCACCCCCUGUCCCCAAAAAGCCCAGUGUGCUGUACCUGCCUCUCACAUCACCCACAGCUCAAGUGGAGGUGUAUGGAACCGAACCAAGGCUGUCUCUCAGCCCCAUCAUCACCCUUCAGGAAGAAGCCAGCUGUCCCCCCACCAGUGACCAACUGCAGUCACCUGGUACAAGGAUGACUUCAACACCGGAGGCUGAAGGUGAAAGGGAGGCAAGUCCUCUAGGGAGUUCUACGGAAGCAAGCACUGAAGAAAAAAGUGUAAUCAGUGAUAAAACAGCCGAAUGGAUUGCUGAAGAGGACGAUGAUGUGUUUGUGGCUUCACGCACAACUGAAGAUUUGUUUACUGUGAUACACAGGUCCAAAAGAAAGCUGCUUGGCUGGAAAGAGCCUGGUGAGGCCUUUGCUGGCGGCAGCAGACCAAGCUCCCAUUCACCAAUAAAGAACACAGCUGAUUCUCCAAUCAGUGAGUCAGCUGCUUCCGCGGGGUCAAGCGGCAGUGCCAACCUAGAUGCUGGCAGAAACGAUGAUUUCAAGGCCUUGCUACAGAAGAAGGGAAGCAAGACAACUCCAAGGUCCCGCCCCUCAGCAGCCGAACUGCUGAAGACCACUAACCCACUGGCUCGGAGAAUUAUUGCACAAUUUUCAAAAGACUGUGAAACUACCGAUGACCCCAGUACCUAAAUCCCGAGUUCAGUUAACAGGGUUUAGUUACUAAACUUGAGUAGACAAAGGGAAGAGAAAGGGUUUUAAAAAGUAAUCAUGGACAUAACAGAAGACCCUACAUUUCUUUUACAUUAACUCACACUCUGGACAGCAGGAGACAGGUCACUUUAGAACUAAAUCAUCAGGCACUUUAAUCAUCUUCAGACCUUUUACAUUUUCAUACUUACAAUCUUGCCAUUACCCAACUACCGAUUUUCUCCUUAUCUUCCCCCAGUGUUGUGCCCUGAGAAGAAAUUCUCAGAUGCAAGGGCACAUGUACCAUCUUUUCAAUCAAUGGCCAGGCUGCUCCAUCCCUGACUCCUGUCACUGAGGGGCACAGUGUGAGAGUGGAUUGGGGACUGCCAAAACUGGGGAUCAUAGGGUGCCAUUGCUGAUUAUUCACUUUCCUGGCAAGGCCUUGAUGGCCCUGUGUGGAGAAACAAAAAGACUCUGGUGCCUCUCCAUCCACACUUAAACUCCCCCCACCAGAGAGGUUUGUGGCUGUGCACUUAUUUCAGCAUGGGGUUGAUUGGAUGGCUUUUGUCAUUCAAAAUAUGAAUGUGAGUCUGUCUUGAAAUUCAUGCCUUUUUGAGUUUGAUUGUCUAUGCGGAGAUCAGGGUGACGACUUUCAAUAAACAUGUAGACGACCCCCCCCCCCCGCCCCCGCCAACUAGGAAAAGUCAGGACUGGGUUGCUUUGGAUGAAUCAAGUUCAGCCAACAAAUGAGGCAGCCAUUUGUUCACUCAGAUCUAUCCAAGGUAACUUGCACAUUGUGUCUUGAAAUUCUUCAAGUGUCUGUCAACAAUGAUAGCUAGAAUCAGUGCCCAGCUCAUGCUGCAUUCUAAGAACUCUCGUUUCAUUUGCAUAUAACCUUCAUUACAGGAAGUAAUUAGCUGAAGGAACAGCAUUAUCAAAGGCUCAAGGAGGAAAGAAAGUAAGUGUAACUUGUCCACCUCCAUUCAGUUUAGAUUGUGGUUUGUGGUUCCUUUUGUUUUUGUUUAAAGGAAGUCUUACUCUGUUCCCAAACCAAGAAUGUAUGGACUAAAAAGAAUAUAUCCAAAACCUAAAAGGCAGCCUUGCAAGUGGCUGUGGCCCAUAACACACACACAAAAAGGGCUACUUUUUGCCAUUUAUGUUCCACUGUGUGACUGACUUUACAUUAACUAUGUUGGGGGAGAGUGUAGGAACUCGGGGGAAAUGAGAUGCUGACGGAGCCCCCAGAGCAAUCAUUGUGACUGCUCCCCACACAAGCUUAUAGGCACUAACUAUUCUUGUCAGUUCAAUUUUCUAAGCAGAGCAAGAGAAGUAAUUCAUUUGAUUUUCAUGUGUCUGGUUUUGGGGAGGCUGGGGGAGAAAAACAGUCAACGCAUUGAACAAAAACUAGCUGACCAAUAAUGGAGGGUUAAUGGUCCACAUUCUCAAGAAGGGAAAAGAAAAGUCAAAUGAAAUUGUAGCCUGAUUCCUGGACCCCUUCCUCCUUCACUGCCACCCCCCCAACCCAACAGAUUCAUUGGCCAACAUCCUGGAUGAUGCAGAAACUGCCCCAGAGACAAGCAGAUCUUGAUUUUGAUAGGUCACAUCACUCACCAAUGAGAAGCAAGCUCUUAGCUCCACUGCCCACACUCCUGCAGACAGAGCAGCUGAAAAACUACACUGAGAGCUGAGAAGACUUGGGCCUCUCAUUCAAAGGUCUUAAGCCUACGCCCUUGGUUGGUACAGGUCUGAAUUCUAGACUUCUAAGUGCAGGCCAGGCUCAUCAACUUCUUUGCAAUCAGCACUGCCCCCUGACUUAGAGGCCACUUAAAAUAAUAAACAGUGAGAACCCAGUUGCUUUUGAAAGCAUUCAAACUAUUUGAUUUGAAGGUCCAGAUCAUAUUUCAGGGGUUUUGCCUGAAAUAAAAUAGAUUCAUUCCUGGCCUGAAUUUAUAUCUGAAUGCCACACUUGUCUGCCCCAGACUCAGAAUUCCAAAAGACAGAAACAUUUUUUCCUCUGCAGGGAAAUGAAGGGGUGUUCAUGCUUUGGCCUAACAAAAGUGAAAGGCUGCCAGGGCCUUCUCAUUGGAAACCACUUUGAACAGCUGAGCUCUGAAGCCAAAUAAGAGACUCAUAUAGUACGGGAUGUGUUACUUCUACUGGUUUUUCUGGAAGCUUCUUGUUUGCUACUUCUAGUGGGUUUCACCUUUCUAUCCCUGGGUGGUUUUCCCAAAAGAUUCUAAAGCUGAAUGCCCAGACACUUUUAUGUUUUGCUGUUACCUUGAGUCUUGCUUUCCUCUACAAUAGUCUGUAUACCUGGAAUUUUUGUAACAUCUUCUGCAUCAUUACUAUGGCCUUCAAAUACCCAGUGGUGUUUCCAUUAGCACAAGAGGAUUUGGGGCAGAGAUUUUAUGGUCAGAGGUAACAUUGAGGGCAAGAAAUAUUCCUUUAAUAUUUUGCAACAGGUGUACCUAAUCCCAGGCAAACAACCAAACUGUAGAAUUUGUUAGUCACUGAUGACUAUGACACCAAACAUCUUUCCUACUCCUAACCCUCAACCUCUCUCAUCCCCAUAAUUAUAACACCAACUCUCCCACCGAGGCACAGAGCACAAUGUUUGCUGCCCUCUGUACUGACUCUGUUAAGACCAGAGAAGAGAGGCUGACAGCCCCUCCAUGUAGGCUUUCAGAGACCUAGUACUGCCACGGUCACUAGUGCAAAUAAUAACGAUCACAAUUUUUGAGCAUGGAAUACAGAAGGGGUUCAAGUAAAAUGAAGUUUGCCACAGGAGGUCAGCUUCCAAUUCAAGUUGUUUCUAUCCUUUUGUUUGCUCUGAUUCCAACCGAUAGCCACAGGUAGCUCUGCUGGACUAACCUCAGUGUAGUCAUGAGUAGAGGGAGUCAUCCCCAGGAGAGGUCAAUGGGUAGCAAAGAGUGAUUUACUCUUGGUGGGUAUUCAUUACGUAUUUGUGGUUCAAAUGUCAAGAGUAGACAGCAAGCCAUUCUUGGUAGAGCAGGAAGCCUCGCUAGUAUCUCCUCUCCUUUGUCUGCCUCAUCUCUCACCUAAGCCUCCCACUUGCCCCAACUUGUCCCUCAGCCCCGACUCCUGUGAACUGCAUCCCUAACCUACAGCUUACCCUUUAAGGAGGCAAGACCACAAACAGCGAAAUAGUUCGUGUUAGCCUAAUGACCUCAAAUAGACCAAUUGGUCUGAAGGCAUCCCCUUGAAUGUGCAAAGACUAGAGAAGAUUCUAUAAAGGCUUACAACAAGCAUUUCACUGGACAUCCAUUUUAAAUCUCUAGACAACACAGAUCAGAUUGUGAUCCUGCAGUACCUAUCUGAGCAGAUGUUUCCGUGCACCUGCCCUCUUCCUGAUAAACUAUUCCUUAAAAAAUUGAGUUUGUGGCCAGUGCUCUUGUUCCUCACCAGUGCAGCCUUCCAUCAUCACCAAGUCUGUAACACAAUAGUAGGCUUUCACUUUAAUCUGAUUUUCCAGGGCCAGGACUAGAGUGAGGUGAACGAAGCGCCCACUCUCAGGGCCGCACAAGUGCCUUACCCUCGUCUCAGCCCUGCACUUUGCACUCUAUGAAUAUCAGUUUAUCUUCUUCCUGUAAGUGUGGUUCCUCUGAUAAAUCCCUGUUGUUGCACCAAA